UCCAGAAAUCUCUCACCAGGAAUUUGCAGAAUGAGGAUUUUCGUAGCCUUUGAGGGAGUCUUUGAGUCCUUUGAUGCGUCCCCAGAUGACACAGUGCAGGCUGUAAAGCUGAUGAUAAAGGAUUAUUUCCACGUCCCACUGGCUGAAGAUAAACAAGGUCGGAAGUACCUGGAGCUGAUUUAUGCUGGGGCAGUGUUGAAGAAUAGCUGGGUCCUGGCUGAUAUAGGGAUAACCGCCUGUUCAACUCUAAAGUGCACAGUGAAGGAAGAAGACAAGCCCGUCCUCUAUGUCUACAACGCCGUGACCCAAGACACAAUCCCUAUCAUGGGGAACAUUUACGUGGUGGAGGAAAAGGUCUCCUACCUGAAAACGCUCAUCAGCCAGCUGUUGGGCUUCCCUUUGGGCGUCUUCUGCCUGCGCACUCCCCGGGGGAGAGAAAUGUACGACUGCAACACCCUGAAAGAUUACCAAGCAGAUGUUGGCACAACCCUUCGGCUGGACGUGUGGGAUGGCUGGAAAGAAUUUCUGGCUGGCUGUCUUUUAGGCCGGAAGCUUGAGGCUCAGCGCUACCUAGCAGAAGAGGAACCCGUACUCAAUUAUCAGAAGAGGGUAGCACUUUACAUCGCCGCAUUUCACGGGCACGUCGAGCUUACCGAAUGGCUCCUGAAGCAGGGGGCGAGGCCUAACGAACCAGUCGGCGUUCACCCUUAUCGAGAAUGGUGUCACGAGACCCAUCACCCGGAUGUCACCAAGUGCCCCGUCCACGCGGCUGCCGAGAAAGGCCAACUGCUGAUCCUUAAGGCCUUCGUCAACCACAGCGCGCUCUGCCUGGAGUGCCCAAACGCGGAGGGUCAGGUUCCACUCCCCCUGGCCAUCAAAAACAAGCGGAAGGACUGCGUGUUGUAUCUGGCGGCCAAGAUGCGGUCCGUGGUUUCGUUUUCGAAAAUUUCCGUCCCCAUGAGAAUCUACGUCGGGCUGAAACGAUGGCUUCUCCGGGCGCAGAGUCGCAUCCCGACUCCGAAGCGGCCUAGCGGAUCGCGCGGGGCGCGGGUCGGGGACGUCAUUUUGGUGGACGGUUUCACGGAGCCUAGGAUGACUUCCAGAGGGAAGCCGAAGGCCGUGAGCCCCGUCGGCCUAAAGGCUUCCAAACUGCUGAGAAUCCUCGAGCGAACCCAAGGUCUCAGGGUGGGGAAUCCCUGCGGGGCUUCCCGGCGGGAUCUUCGCGAGGAAACCCUCCGACUGCCUCCGGUUGAAGAGGGCCCCGAGAUGCCCGAACUGCAAAGAAGGCAGGCAAGGAGUAAGAAACAGAAGGCAGACUUCACCACCGGGAUCAAGGAUGGGAGCUUCGAUAGCGUUCCUCUUCCCCCGCUUUCAAGACGUGGACAUUCCCAGGCUCCUUUAUACUCUCCCUCCCGCAACGCUGCUCUUUUCCUGAAUUCCUCCCUCAAAUCUUUCUCUGAACACAGUGGGAAGACGCCAAGAGAGAAUGCCAUCUACUGCUUAGCUGCCGCAAGUGCCUUUAAAGAGAAAGGAUGGCUGCAGCAGUUAGCCAUAGCAAGGAUUCUAGCCAAGAGGAGCGUUUCCAACCCGACUGCGGGAAGAAGCCUGACUGCAAAUCAAAAUCUGCCGGGGCGUGAGCUUCGAGAAGGCGAGAUGACCCCCGCUGGACUUGGCUCCGUGUCCUAGCACCUGCAAUUCAGAUUUUUUUUUUAAACUGAAAAAUUAUCUUUAAGAAAAAGCCUUGCACUAAGUUAUCGUCUCAUCGAAAUUAUUUGAACUUACCCAAAAUGAGCUUCCAGAGGGUGCAGAAUACCGAGUGAAAGCGCAUUGAGAUCAUUCAGGCUUCAGACAUCACCAUCUCAAGUGCGUAGACCUAGCAGGCCAACCCUGUAGAGCAAGAGGAGACCCUUUCUGUGGAUUUCCAAUCCUGUAAUCAGAUGUCAUCAUAAUCACCAGUGGCAUUUACUGAGCGCUUACUAUGUGUA
This is a messenger RNA of Tachyglossus aculeatus (Australian echidna), 1985 nucleotides long. RefSeq names its product ankyrin repeat and ubiquitin domain containing 1 (gene ANKUB1). Bases 31 to 1686 code for a protein of 551 amino acids. The record is from RefSeq and is a predicted model, not a curated record. Gene Ontology annotation, molecular function: protein binding. The transcript has 6 exons. NCBI's taxonomy places the organism in Eukaryota, Metazoa, Chordata, Mammalia, Monotremata, Tachyglossidae.